Kockovaella imperatae is the source of this 3219-nucleotide messenger RNA. RefSeq lists its product as hypothetical. The transcript is spliced from 3 exons. Gene Ontology annotation, biological process: SCF-dependent proteasomal ubiquitin-dependent protein catabolic process. The record is from RefSeq and is a predicted model, not a curated record. Gene Ontology annotation, molecular function: protein binding. Gene Ontology annotation, cellular component: SCF ubiquitin ligase complex. Lineage: Eukaryota; Fungi; Basidiomycota; Tremellomycetes; Tremellales; Cuniculitremaceae. Bases 196 to 2886 code for a protein of 896 amino acids.
GACAUCACUGAGGUUCUCGGGGGUUCAGCUCAAGCAGCUUAUCUGGAAUCAGAUACGAUUGGUGCUCAAAAACACCCGCCAGAUCGAGCCAACUGGUUCGAGAUGACCAUCCACGGCCUAAUGGUCCUCCUGUAGAAGCAUUCCAUUCCUUGUAACACUUAAUGUUGUACCCCUAUCUUCGCGCCAAGACCGAUCAUGUCCGAACCUGUUGCCAUCCCUUCUGCUGCUUCUCGAGCUCAUACGCCGGUAGGGCAGCAAGAUCUCCUGACGCGUCCUCGAUCCGACACAAUCUGUACAACAUCAUCCUCGACUUCUGAUCCCGAGUCCAGUCUUCAGACUCCCCAGACACCCUCCAUCCUUCACGUCCUUGGUGAUAAUGAACGCUUCGCUGAUUCAUCGGAUCCCCUCGUCAUUCACAGAAAGACCAGUUAUGGAUUUGGCCAGACUGCCAACCUCAUCGCUGAGACUGAAUCUUCGGGAUCAUCGAGCAGGCCUGUCAUUGCCGAGCAGCAAUCAGACUUCCUGGCCCACCCCGAUGGGAUGCGAUUUGAACAUGCUAUCCUCCCGGAUAUAUACCACCAAGCUGUGGACCCCAUCACCAGCCCUGUACGAGUGGAAGGCUUCUCCACCAAGACCACAGGGACAAUAGCCGCCGUCAGACGCAAGCUUCAACGCUCCAAAAGCUCUCUGAAGGCUCUGACGUUGCACUCUGGUUCCGUAACCCCAGUCGCCUCGGAGACCGAAUCCACGGACGGUGAUGCAACAGACGAACGGCACAAGAAGCAUCGCUUGAGGCGAAUACUGCGCUCUUUAUCGUUCUCUGGAUCCAGCUCAUCCUUGCGAGCUCAACACCCGACGAUAGAGUCUGGUGUGGGGGAGCUGAGUCCGUCUCAAGUUCAACCCACGAUCUCAGCGGACCAUGAGGCGAUCAACAGGUCGAUCCCGGACAUCGAUCCGCUGAAUGCUGGUCCCAUUUCGCGAGACUAUGUCACUUCUCCUUCUCAGGCCUCUGAACAAGGUCGGCCGCUCGGCGGCGCGGCCUAUGAAGAUGCGUCGUCGCAUCUCGAGGCCCAUGAUCAAAUUCCGACGGUAGGGUGGCCGGAACGUCACAAAGGGAAGGGUCGAAUGUCGUCGACGGUGCAAUAUCGCCCAAGAAUGCUCUCUGCCAUGUCGGCUGGGUCUACAAUGACACCAUUGCCUGUGCGGCAGCCCAUCUCACCCAUUCUUACCAGGCCAAGGUCGAUGUCGAUGCCACACAAUGUGCCUGCCGUCCAUCAGCCCAAAAUUGACCUCUUUGGCACGCGACUUCCUCGAGAGUUGCAGCUGAAAGUUUUGAAGUCUCUCAUGUCCUCAUAUCAAGGCUGUGUGUCCGGUCGAUGGGAGGACGAGGAUCUAGGGCGCAGAGAGCUGAUCAGACUGAGUAGAGUCUCCAAAUCUUGGCAGUCGUUGUGCUUUGAUGGUCAUUUGUGGACCAUGUGUGACCUGAACGCUUUUGCGCCCCGCCUACAUCCAAACACCCUCUCCUCGAUCAUAUCGGCCGCCGGUCUCUGCAUAAGAAGUCUAUCCUUGAAAGGCUUUGACAAUCUAUAUGGCCCAACACUCAUCAACUCCAUCACUCGCUCGACUCUGUCUAGUCUCCAAGAUAUCGACUUGCGAGGGUGCCACAAUCUUACCGACCACGAUUUAUGCCGGUUGAUCGUUGCUUCUCCCAACCUCACCAAGUUGAAUCUUCGGGGUGUGCAAGCGACGUCCACCGCCGUCAUUCGCUGUCUAGCUAGGCAUACUCGUCACUUGUCAAGUCUGGACAUCUCAAGAUGCUGGGACGUGACUCUCUGCGAUCUGGCUGUCUGGCUCAAAUUCAUGACCGAUGAGCAAGCUGCUGCUCUACAAGUUCUACGGGUCGGAGGAAUCAGAGGAUACAGUCCAACAGCGCAAGACUUCCUGCCUCUCGUUGCGUCACGCUUCACAAAUCUGCGUGUGCUCGAUCUCCAAGCAUGUACGACAUUGUCCGACGCGGACUUUGAGGCGUUCGCCACGUCAUUGGAUGCGAGGGGAGGAUCGUGUCGAUUGACACACCUGAAUCUGUCAAAUUGCACAUCUCUUUCUGGCGAGGUCUUCCAGCAUCUCACGAAUAGGGCACCUGGCCUGACACAUCUCGAAUUGGCUUCCUUGCCCUUGAUUUUCGGCGAUGUUGAGCCGAGGCACGCAGCAUUGCCAUUGAUCAACAUGCUCCGAACGAUGCCGCUUCUGCAGCGAAUAGAUAUGGAAGGCACUGGUAUAUCGGGCUGCAUCAACGACAGGGUGCUGGACGCCCUGACCCCGCCUCGAUCGCACCGUGGCGAAAUCCUAGGUCGGGACCUCACUGAACUGAGGCUGGGCUACGCGGCAGGAGUCACUCCCGAGGGAUUGAUUCGACUUGUUCGAGGCUGCGGCAGCCUCGGCGUCCUUGAACUUGAUAACACUACCGCCAACAAUGCGGUCAUGCGAGAGUUCAUUCGCCGCAGGGAUUCCCCUCACUCGUCCCUGUCGCUGGUCGACUGUCGAGCCGUGGUCACUCCUGCGGCGUACUCUUCACUUGCCACGUCUACACGUCCUAGAGCAGGUUUCACUGGUUGGGCAGCUUCGGUCUUUGCGUAUGAGGAGUCUGAGAUGUUGGAUUCCGGUAAGACGGUCUUGAAAACAUUCUGGAGCUGGAAGAGGGUGGUUAUUCCAGCCGGCUGGAGAGACGUCCGCGCAAGUGCUGAAAGGGGCGUACAGACCAAUUCUUCGAGCUCUGAGCGAUUGUCAGGGUCAGAGUCUAGGCCAUCAGCCUUGCGACGUAGACGAGGAAGUUGGUGGAGGGAUGAAGAUCUUGGUGACGAUCGGUCAGGCUGUGUUAUCAUGUAGUUAAUCUUUGUAUCAGAAUCGUUGUGUGUGCUCUUAGUCCUGCUAUUGUAAAUUGUUGUCGCGAUGUCAUCUCUCGUCUUCUAUGUAUAGCCCUCCUGGCGCAUUCGAGUCUGCGGGUGUCGAAAACAGACUUUGACGUCAGAUCCUGGUCUCAGCUGGCGACAAAGGAUGCCUCGGGGCGCGGUUGAAAGGGACGACUGCAUGAGUAAGCCUCGGGUCUCAGGAAGGUUUCUGUCUUUCUACAUCACUUGCUCGAUCAUACUCGAUCCACAACAAUCGAUGUCACAGUCCAGCAUGGAGGCCCUUGACAGCUGCGUUGAGAUGGCACUAGAC